Molecule: messenger RNA, 4527 nt
Organism: Anas platyrhynchos (mallard)
Lineage: Eukaryota; Metazoa; Chordata; Aves; Anseriformes; Anatidae
Gene: ZNF839
Product: zinc finger protein 839
Source: RefSeq, a predicted model, not a curated record
AAUAACGCCAAGGUCGCGGGUUCGAUCCCCGUACGGGCCAGCGGGAUUCCCUUUUUCCCUCCCUCCCUGCUGCCCGAGGCUGCCGCCCUUCAUCUUCCCUCGGUGCCGCGGCGGGAUGAAGGCCGGGAGCCGCCUCCUCCUCCUCCUCCUCCUCCGGGCGCUGCCCGGGGCAGUGCGGCCGUUGCGGCUGCCGCCCGCCGCCUGCCAAGAUGGCGGCUCCCCAGGAGGGGGGCACGGAGGCGCCACCGCCCCCCCCUCGUCCUCCUCCUCCUCCUCCUCCCGCUGAGGGGGAGCCCCCCGGGGCGGCGGCCGCCUGCGGGGCUCCCCUCGGCGAAGAGGAGGAAGAGGAGGAGGAGGAGGAAGGCGGGGAGCGCAGCUUGGGAUCCGCUGCCAGCGCCGUCCUUUACCUGCGGGCGGAGGGCGCGGGGCUGAACCCGGAGCCACCGGGGGCCGCCUCCGGGAGCCCGGCGGAGCCGCCUCCCCCUGCGGGCCGCCUGGCCGCCGAGGAGCUGCGGCGGCUCCCCGAGCGAGCCAGCAGGGCCCGGGAGCCGCUCGGAGCUCCGCCGGGGGCCGCCCCGCUUCCCCCCGGGGCUCCCCGGGCCGCCGCCGCCCGGCAGCCGCGGAGCGGGGCCCUGCAGCACGGCCCGGCCGGGGCCGCCGCCGCCCCGCUCCUCCCGCAGCAGCAGCUGGAGGCCAUUUGUGUCCAAGUGCAGCCAGAACAGAUGAAAGAAACUGAAAGGCCAAUGCCAUCAUUGGCACCAGUCCAGCCCAAAACUAUAACACUGAGUCAGUCUGUUGGUAGAAAUUCUAGCAUACCUGGACUUGGCGUUAUUAAUCCCCAGAUAAUUAGAAUACAGCCUGUUACAGGAACUGAGCAGGAGCAGCAGCAGAUUUUCCUACAUAGUUCUUCCGAAUCUCCAAUUCAAUUGCUUGUGCAGAGACCUUUACUGUCUGGUGGAUCAGUGUCUGUGAACAAGACUGCUACAAGUAAGAUGCUGAAUGGGCAGAAAACGGCACGUGCUACAGUAUCAGCUACAAGGUCUUCAAAUAUCACCAUGGUUGCAGCCAACUCAACAAAUACCCUGACACCAUGUCUUGAAAAAAAACAAAAAGACAAGCUAAAAAAAUCUUUGAAAGUGAAAACUCGUUCUGGACGGAUUUCACGCCCUCCAAAAUACAAGGCUAAAGAUUAUAAAUUCAUUAAGAUGGAGGAUUUGGCUCAUGGUCAUCAGUCUGAUUCUGAUGAUUACUCUGAACUAAGUAUAGAAGAUGAUGAAGAAGGAAAGGUGAAAGGAAAGGAUGCAUUAUUUAAUUCUUCAAAUUAUAAUCUGAAACCCAGAAUGUUUAAAUGUCAGACAUGUGAAAAAUCCUAUAUAGGAAAGGGAGGAUUAGCAAGACAUUAUAAACUUAAUCCAGGUCAUGGACAGCUGGAGCCUGCACCUCAAAAAAUACCUUUAAAUAAGCCUAAUGGAAGUAUAUUUGUGGACAAUCCCUGUGGAACAGGAGUGGAAACAAUGAGUCCAGCACAUUUGGAUUCAAUUGCCGUCACUUUUAAUAAUGAAUAUGCACUACCUACCAAUUUGGAAGAAACCGUUGGUUUGCAGCCUGGAGGACAGAAUUGUAACUCUGGAGAAAGCAGGCACCUGAUGGAAGAACAACAAAAUGAAAGCAGUUCAGGACACCGGGGACCCAUAAAACCAAAAGGACCUGGAAGACCCAGACGACGGAAGAGACGUGGUCGACCAAGGAUGGGUGGAAGAUCUAGGUGCUCUGGAAGGCUUAGCAGACCUGGUCAGUCCCCUUCAAAGUCACUUAGUAGUGUGUCAACAGAACACAACGUAUUCAGAAGAAAAGCUAGGUUAAAAGAGCUGAUACAGCAGUGUGAUAAUGAAGACUUGAUGGAGCUGGCUCUCCCACGCCUUACAAAGCUUGUUACAGUGUAUGAAUUCCUGUUGAUGAAGGUGGAAAAAGGGUAUCCAGCCAAAGCUUACUUCCCAGAUGUGUAUAGGGAAUUUGAAGAGUUGCAUAAUAUGGUAAAGAAAAUGGCUUACGAUCACCUCAGUAAUUCUGAUUUGCUCAGCUGCCAGCAGCCUGUUGAAAUAAAAGAUGCUAAGGUUGCUGAAUCACUGGGAAUUACAGAAAUACUCACUGGAGAACAAAAGGUGCGAGGCAUAGACUCUUGCUCACAACAUAUAAUUAAAAUGGGUAGUGAGCAAGUGCCGGUGGAGAUACUGGGACAAAAACGGUUAGCUGAGAGCUCAGGGGAGGAACUGUUGCCAUCAGCCAAAAGGACCAAGUUAGAAGACGUAAUGGAGAAUGUGAAUAAUGCUUAUGCCAGUCAAGAUGAAGUGAAAGAAAAGAGUGGGAAUUUAUGUACACUCUUUGAAAAAGAUGGUUUUAAUCCAUUAAAUGGAGAAAAUUGCUUCCUGCUUUCAGAAAGUAAACAUAUCACUUGCUGCACAACUGGAAGCCUGUUACCAGCGGAGGAACAGAAUUCGCUUGUAGGUUCAGAAGUUAGAAUCAGUGCUGAAAAUUCAGGUCCCUUCUCUCAGGCUGUGAAAAUGAGGAUAGAGUAUUCCCAACCCACAGACACACAGGGGCCAGAUACUGCAGGUGACAUGUCUCUGCUGCAUACUGAAGUCAUAUUGCCUGUUGAAGCAGACGGCUCAGCAGAAUUAAUUCAAGCACACUUUGUGAGUGAGAAUACAGCAGGUGGACUGUCAGCUCCUCCACUCUGCAACUCUGUGUCAGAGCACGCAGUGGGCAUUCAGACAACUGACUUGUCAAGGAAGGAAGAAAAUGGUCUCAAUCAAAAAUAUCAGUCACUGCAAGAAGAAAGCCAUGUUUUUGCUGUUAAAGGACGUUCUGAACAACUUCACAAUGCAGAUACGACUGAGGAAACGCAGCAACUUGGAAAAGUGUUUUCAACAAACGUGCCAAUAAGCCAUCCCCACCAUGCUCAGACUGAGUUGCACCAGAAUCCUGUCCAGGAAGUAUCCCUGCCUGCUCACCUGAGCCAGGACUGCUCUUUUAAGAACACGGGUGAAUUUUCUUGUGGGACAGGGGAACAACAUGAGCUGGAGAAUACAAUUACUGUAGAUGAAACUGUAGCUUUUGAGAUUACUGAUGAGAGCCAUGGUUUUUUGACUCAGGGACACGAACAGAUUUUUAUUCAGACUUCAGAUGGGCUUAUUUUGUCUCAUCCGGAUACUGCUCUUCUGUCUCAGGCAGAAGGCAUUGUUAUUGUAACUGAUUCUAAUGGUACUACAAUGCACAUCCGCGCACCGGAUGGGAUACCUUUGGAAACUGUGGAAGCACUACUGGCAAUGGAAGCAGAUGGCCAAAGUGAAAACCUUCUGCUUUCACAAAGCGAAUUGGAGCCAUAAAUUAGAAUACUGUACAUGCUUUCUUCUGGAAAAGACUGUCUAUAUAAAAAUGUAUAUUUUUCUAAUGUGAAUACUGAGAUAAUUGAAAUUUAACUUAUUUGUAAACUGUUUCUAUGCCCUGUACUUUUUAUAACUUAUGUUUAUAAAAAUCUAAAACCAUUGCAACCAAAAAUUUUAAAAUUAACAUUGUUCUAUUUGCUUUAUAUGUUGGGGGGUGGGCGGAAAGUUGAAAUCUGUCAAUCCUAAAACUGUUGCACUAUUCCCUUUUGUUACAUAAUUCCUCUUCUCUCUAGCCAUCUAAAUUCAGUAAAUUGUACUGCUUUUUGGCAGUGAUGUGCUAUGUACUGGCAAGCUGUGUAUGGGUAAAAUAAAAACUGUAUUAAAAAUAUGCAUUUUUUGGUGCUGCUGAGAAUACAGAACAGUGCUGGUUUGCACUUUCUUAAAGCUAGCUUGAAUAUUCAUUAGCAUCUAGACAUGGUCUACAUAAAUCUGUCUGAAAAAAGGGGUAGUUUCAAACACAAUCCACACUUGUGCAUUCCGGGAACAAUGUGACAGCCUAACUGAUCUUCAUUUAAAUAACACUAAGCUAAGCAUCCACUGCUUAGAGACAAAAAUAGCCUCAAACAAGAAUUAAUUUGUACUGAACUGUUGGAAAUAUAUUCAAGCGUUCUUGCCUAAUGUUCAGCCAUGCCUUCAACAGUUGCUGUUACUUGGAAAGAAAUAGGAAGGUGCAUAACUACUAAUGUGAAUUUUUUUAAUGCGAUACCAACUUCUUUAACUUCAGUGCCUGAUUGUCUCUUUUAGUUGUUAAUUUCUAUUAUACUUUUUUUUUCCUCCAGAUGAUGCAUUUCAUCAGUUCUAAGCUUUGGCCUUCCUAGUAAUUCUACACUGCCCUGUACUGUUUAAUCAUAAUAAAAAUGUAACCUUGACUGUAAUUCCUGUUUCUCCAUGCAGAGAGAAAAGUUAUCAAAUUGUUUAUUACUUGCUGCUAUUGUGCGUAGUAAUAAAAUGGCAUUUAUUGCUUGGAUGAUAUUUUUGUGGGCAUUCCUAGGUGCUGAUAGUAGCCUUUUCCAAGGCACUAACUCUCAAAAAGCUUAUAAAGUAAAAAAGAACAGUCCUAAAUAAAUCACCAGCAUCUUCA